Oncorhynchus kisutch (coho salmon) is the source of this 2079-nucleotide messenger RNA. RefSeq names its product putative ferric-chelate reductase 1. Gene Ontology annotation, biological process: regulation of postsynaptic membrane neurotransmitter receptor levels; regulation of glutamate receptor signaling pathway. Bases 166 to 1071 code for a protein of 301 amino acids. Lineage: Eukaryota; Metazoa; Chordata; Actinopteri; Salmoniformes; Salmonidae. The transcript is spliced from 7 exons. The record is from RefSeq and is a predicted model, not a curated record.
CUGUUUUAAAUAGCGAGAGAGAGCUCAGCUGUGACAUCGACACAAAGACACUUGUUGAGAGCAUCUCCUCCGGCUCACCUUGCAGUCACGCUAAGGACAACUUGUUCAAGGAGAACCACGACGCUAUUUUCCUUCAAGAAACCUUCAAGUCACGAAAUUACAGGAAUGGACAAUAGCAGCAGACUGAUGUUCGCAGUCGUCAUGGUAAUGGCGUACAUGGUGAUGGGAGCCCAGACCCAGAACUCCACAGUGGCCCCGAACGUCACUAUGGCAGCUAAUGUUACUACUACAGGACCCAACAUAACAACGAACCUUAGCACAACACAUUCCCCGGGCGUCAACAUCACAAUCAAUGGUACCAUGGCACCCAACACAACAAUGUCUCCGACGGCUGUGGUACCUGUUGUCAACACUAUCAUCACAGCUCUCACGGUAAACAUCUCAAUGACAGAAUGUGGAAAGACUCAGCUCUGUGCUGCUCAGCCGGAAAACUGUGAUCCGGCCGUGGCUGGGUCCUGUUUCUUCGUCUCCACCCAGCAGUCCUCGGGACAGACUUUCUCCUUCCAGCUACGAGGAGUGUCCAGUGGCUACAUCGCUGUAGGCUUGUCCACAAACUCCACACUGGAUGGUAACGCCACCAUCUAUGUGUGCGCCAACAACAACGGCAACGUGAAUUUCUUCACCGCUCUCCUCGACAAAGGAAAUCUGACCACCAACACACUGCCUGUGAACUCUGUGAAGGGCUCAGUCAACGGUCAGACCAUCCAGUGCACCUUCUCUGCUACUGUCCCCAACGCUACGGCCACCCGGAGCAUCGACACCAGCUUCUACCUCUCCAUCUUCAAUGGAUCCUUUAUUAACGGAAUACUGGGUCGUCCAAAUGUUGUCCUGCUCAGUAGUAAAGCAGUGGACCUGUCCAACCCCCAAAAUGCUGUGACCAACUCUUUGAACAUCAUCACCACCACUACUGCUGCUCCCUCCACCACCUCCAGCCACGCCUUUGGCCUGCAGCACACCCUGUCUCAAGCUCUUCUGAUCCUGCUAGGUGUACUAGGUAUGAUGAUGCUGUAAUGCAGGUCUGAAGGUGAAGCACCAUGCAAUCAGGAAUCCUGUCUCCUUCCCUUUCUCACCUUGGCCAGGGUGCAUCCCUAAAUGGCACCCUAUUCCCUAAAUACUACUGUACCUUCACUAUGUAGGGAAUAGGGUGCAAUUCUGGACUCAAUCUGGUAACAGAACAAAGGACCAUCUGAAGUUAUAUGCAAUCAUGUUUUUCCACAUACUCAAUAAAACACCUAGUUGUGGGUAGUAAGACAUUAACCAACAGAAUGAACCCAGUGAUUAAAGGCCAAGUACUAACAUUUUGUGUUGAUAGACAAUACCGUUCAUUCAAAUUCAUUCAUCAUCUCCAGCAACGUUCCCAACAUCAACACUUAACUUCUAUCUUGUUGACUACAAAACAUAGAAGCCGCCAUUUUAAUAUAUGUUGAUGUUGGAGUAUUGCUGGAGAUGAAGAUGAACUGUCCCUUUAAGAAAUAACUGGGUGUAGAAACAGAUCCCCCAUAUCUGUACUGUAUACCCCCAUGUCAUCCCCUACAUGUAACUAAUUUAUUUGUGACAGAGGAAGUCAUUUUAUAAUUCUGUAUUUGCUGAUGUCCUGUUAUGAAGGAAGACUUACGUUUGUCUGUGUUUCUUAGUGGAUGUGUGUGAGUGAGAGUGACUUUGUGUAAAAUUUGUCUAGUGAUGAGAGUCCACACACAUACCCACGCUUGGGACAGACGUCAAUUCAACAUCUACUGCGUUCCACAUCGGUUCAAAGGCAUUUAAUUGAAAUAACAUGGAAACGUUGGUUCAACCAGAGAACUGCCCAGUGGGCCGUAGAUUAAGUCAUAAAGGCUGCAUUUAGACAGGCAGACAAGUUUAUACUUUUUCCAAUAUUUGGUCUUAUGAACAAUAACAUCAGUUAUUUUUCAUAGCUGAUCAGAAGACCAAUUUGUGUGUGUGUGUGUGUACACUAUGAAGCCACUAGAUGGUGAACUGUUCUACCUGACUACCCUUUUAAAUUAAAUAUUUGCAAUACAA